AUGAGAUGCCAAUCUUCACUGCCCUUUCAAGAAAGAAACAAAACAGCAGAGGCUGCAAAAAUGGCAAAUACUGAGAAGCGACUCCGCAUUCUGAUUGCAGGCGCAGGUAUUGCGGGGCUGGCAACCGCUAUCUCACUUACGCGCAUAUCUGAGAUCGCAAAUCUAGAUAUCCAGCUGUAUGAGCAAGCCGCAGAGCUGCGGGAAAUUGGAGCCAGCAUUGCUCUCAGUCCUAAUGGCUUGCGGACGCUGGAGAAGCUUGGCAUUGACGAGGCUUUGGGCGAUGAGCUUGGAUUCAGAGGACCAAGUGGAAUACCUCAAAUAUAUAGGCAUUGGAAGACAAACCAGGUAGUAUCAGUAGAUACUUUUGGCAAUGUUCCUGAUCGUCGACACCAGACGGCGAGGUUUCACAGGGGACACAUCCACGCAGCCUUGGCGAAACAUGUUCCCAAAGAAUGGAUUCACCUCAAUAAGAAGAUUUCUCGUGCCGAAAGUAAUGAUGAUGGUGUGGCGCUCCAUUUCGAGGAUGGUUCCAGUGCCUACGGGGACAUUUUGAUAGGGGCAGAUGGAAUUCGAUCUCAAGUCAGAGCAUCUUUCUAUCCCGACUAUAAGCUGAGGUUCAGUGGAAAAGUGUUUAUGAGAUCUACAUUUGAUGCAUCCCUAGUAGAGGGCAAAAUUCCCGAUUUGCCAGCUGACGCCGCUCAUUGGUGGGGGACGAAUGACUCAUUUUUCUCUUCUAGACUUGGCAAGGGACAAUACACCGUUGUUGGUGCAUACGACGACGGGCGCAGUGCUGAAGAGUUGGAAAGGUCUGUGACGUGGGACCAGGUUGGCAAUGUUCAAUUCUUAAGAGAAAAAUACAAGGACUGGCAUCCUGUUAUUAAAGCUCUAACAGAGCUGACGCCCCACGCUCGCCUCUACCCCAAUUAUGCGGGAGAAUCCCUCCAGACGUGGGUGCCAGCUUCACGAGUUACUCUGGUGGGCGAUGCGGCGCACACCCAUGGAGGCGCGUUUGCUGCGGGUGGUUCGCUGGCUCUCGACGACUCUCGUGCUCUUGGGCUGGCCUUUAAGCAUGUUUUUGCUGCCGGUGGCUCUUCAUUUUCUCCGGAAAAUAUCCAACAAGCAUUGAAGCUCUAUGACCAAACGCGAAGACCGCACACGGCACGCUUAUUGAGCAUUGUUCACGGCUUGAUGAAUCGUAAAGCCCCGACUUUUGCGACGCCGGAAGAGGAAGAUGAAGCUCUCAGAAGUAGAAUGAGGAGCAGACCUGAUCUUUUGUGGCUAUCCGAACAUGAUGUUGAGAAAGCAUUCCAGCAAGUGGUUGCAGAGAGCGAACAGCGUAAUUUAGAUACUCAGGGCACGACAAGGGCCACGCAACCGUACCAGAAGGCAGAAAGUGUUGUGGCAUCAUCAGCUUUGGGAAGCAAGUUAUAG
Molecule: messenger RNA, 1431 nt
Organism: Trichoderma gamsii
Lineage: Eukaryota; Fungi; Ascomycota; Sordariomycetes; Hypocreales; Hypocreaceae
Exons: 7
Coding region: 1-1431 (476 amino acids)
Molecular function (GO): FAD binding; monooxygenase activity
Source: RefSeq, a predicted model, not a curated record